This is a messenger RNA of Colius striatus (speckled mousebird), 3221 nucleotides long. RefSeq names its product seizure related 6 homolog like (gene SEZ6L). Lineage: Eukaryota; Metazoa; Chordata; Aves; Coliiformes; Coliidae. The transcript has 17 exons. The coding region runs from base 65 to 3124 and encodes 1019 amino acids. Gene Ontology annotation, biological process: synapse maturation. The record is from RefSeq and is a predicted model, not a curated record. Gene Ontology annotation, cellular component: neuronal cell body; endoplasmic reticulum.
GGAUGGAUUUUGGCUGCCAGGAAGGGUCCUGCUCCACCUGCCCUGGCCUCCAGCUGAGCAUCCCAUGGGGCUGGAUGGCAGAUCAGGGGCAGCACUGGUCCCAGCCAGCCCAGACCCUCUCACUGUGGAUGAGCCGAUGGACAAGACAGUUGGCAGAGCCGGAGAGCUCGGGCACACCACGGGUUCAUCUGGCAGAGCCGGGGAGAUUGGGCACACCAUGGGUUCAGCUGGCAGAGCCAGGGAGAUUGGGCACACCACGGGCUCAGCUGGUAGAGCUGGGGAGCUCAGGCAUGCCACUGCCCUCAACCUGCUGCCAGCCGCCGAGGACGGCACCGCGCCGGCAUUGGAGGAAACAACGCUGCUGGUGCAGAGCCACGUCCUGCCAGUGCCCACCACUGCCCCCGCCACUGAUGCAAAACAAACUUUCCAUGUUAAGAAAAAGCCACAUACGUUAAAGCAAGUAAAUACGCCAAGGAAGCAUCUGAGGCCCAAGCCCACCGUGGCAGGACCCCCCGGGGCUGCCCCCCUGACCGUCUCACUGGGCACCGGGCUCCCCACCACUUCCCAAGAGCCGUACACACCAUCAGAAGCAGCAACCGUGGCGUGGGACAUGGAGCAGAACUCCCCUGAGCUGCCCUGGGGAGGUCAGGCCACCACCAGCCAGCCUGUGCUGCAGAUCUCCCCAUCCACGCUGCCACCGGCCGUGCCUCGUCCCUUCCCCGGCACCACGGGCGAAGCUCCCACCGCGGCUCCCACCGACGCCACCGGGAGCUGGAUGAGCGCUGCAGAGAGAGAGGCACAUGGCUCAGUGUCAGAAGAGAGCCAGGAAACCACCACAUCCACCAUCAUCACCACCACUGUCAUAACCACGGAGCCCACCCCGGUCCUCUGCAGCAUGAGCUUCCACGACCCCGAGGGCUACAUCGACUCCACGGACUAUCCCCCGCUGCCCCGGCACAGCUACCUGGAGUGUACCUACAACGUCACCGUCUACACGGGCUACGGCGUCGAGCUGCAGGUGAAGAGCGUGAACCUGUCUGACGGGGAGGUGCUGUCCAUCCGCGGCGUGGACGGCGAUGCUCUCGUGGUGUUGGCCAACCAGACGCUGCUGGUGGAGGGACAGGUCAUCCGCAGCCCCACCAACACCAUCUCCGUCUACUUCCGCACCUUCCAGGACGAGGUGGUGGGGACCUUCCAGCUGCACUACCAGGUGUUUAUGCUGAGCUGCAGCUUUCCUCGGAGGCCUGACUUUGGAGAUGUCACCGUGAUGGAUUUGCACUCGGGUGGAAUUGCACAUUUCCACUGUCACCUGGGCUACGAGCUGCAGGGCCCCCGGGUGCUCACGUGCAUCAACGCAUCGAGGCCGCACUGGAGCAGCCCCGAGCCGAUCUGCUCAGCGCCCUGCGGAGGGACCGUCCACAAUGCCACCAUCGGCCGCGUGCUCUCGCCCAGCUACAGCGGGAACCAGUCCAGCAGCAUGUACUGUGUGUGGGCCAUUGGGGCUCCCCCGGGACAGAAGCUGCACCUGCACUUUGAGAAGCUGCUGCUGACCGAGAAGGACAGGAUGGUGGUGUACAGCGGGGACACCAACCAGUCUGCCGUGCUGUACGACUCGCUGCGUGCCACCAGCGUGCCCUUCGAGGGCGUCAUCAGUGACGGAGCCUCCAUCAGGAUCGACUUCCUGGCAGAGGAGCCCACAGCCGCCACAGCUUUCAACAUACGCUUCGAAGCCUUUGAGCGGGGCCACUGCUACGAGCCCUACAUCCAGAACGGGAACUUCACCACCUCUGACCCCACCUACAACCUGGGCACCACGGUGGAGUUCACGUGUGACCCCGGGCACUCCCUGGAGCAGGGCCCGGCCGUCAUCGAGUGCGUCAACAUGCGGGACCCGUACUGGAACGACACGGAGCCGCUGUGCCGAGCCAUGUGUGGCGGGGAGCUGACGGCCGUGGCGGGGGUGAUCCUGUCCCCCAACUGGCCGGAGCCCUAUGCGGAGGGGGAGGACUGCAUCUGGAGGAUCCACGUCGGAGAGGAGAAGAGGCUCUUCCUGGACAUCCAGCUCCUGAACCUCACCAACAGCGACAUCCUCACCAUUUACGACGGGGACGAGCUCACCGCGCACAUCCUGGGGCAGUACGUGGGCAGCAGCGGCCCUCAGAAGCUCUACUCCUCCAGCCCUGACCUCACCAUCCAGUUCCACUCAGACCCUGCCGGGCUCAUCUUUGGGAAGGGACAAGGAUUCAUCAUGAACUACAUAGAGGUGUCCCGCAACGACUCCUGCUCCGACCUGCCCGAGAUCCAGAACGGCUGGAAGACCACAUCACACACGGAGCUGGUGAGAGGGGCCAAGAUCACCUACCAGUGUGACCCCGGCUACGACAUCGUGGGGAGCGACACCCUCACGUGCCAGUGGGACCUGAGCUGGAGCAGCGACCCCCCCUUCUGCGAAAAGAUCAUGUACUGCACGGACCCAGGGGAGGUGGAGCACUCGACCCGCCUCAUCUCCGACCCGGUGCUGCUGGUGGGCACCACCAUCCAGUACACGUGCAACCCCGGCUUCGUGCUGGAGGGCAGCUCCCUGCUCACCUGCUACAGCCGCGAGACCGGGACGCCCAUCUGGACCUCGCGGCUCCCGCACUGUGUCUCCGAGGAGUCGCUGGCCUGUGACAAUCCAGGACUGCCAGAAAACGGCUACCAAAUCCUCUACAAGCGCCUCUACUUGCCAGGAGAGUCCCUGACCUUCAUGUGCUACGAGGGCUUUGAACUCAUGGGGGAGGUUACCAUCAAGUGCAUCCUGGGGCAGCCGUCCCACUGGAGCGGACCCCUGCCCAUCUGCAAAGUGAAUCAAGACAGCUUUGAACAUGCUCUGGAAGUAGCAGAAGCUGCUGCAGAGACGUCACUUGAGGGGGGAAAUAUGGCCUUAGCCAUAUUCAUCCCAGUGCUGAUCAUCUCCUUGCUGCUGGGAGGAGCAUACAUCUAUCUCACAAGGUGUCGGUACUACUCCAGCCUCCGCCUGCCCCUCAUGUACUCCCACCCCUACAGCCAGAUCACAGUAGAAACCGAGUUUGACAACCCGAUUUAUGAGACAGGGGAAACAAGAGAAUACGAGGUGUCGAUAUAAGGACAGCGGUAAGAGAGUCUCCGGCUGCCAACUUAAUGUGCUCUCAUAGAACUUCCUCAGUAACUAAUCCAGAGACCACGUGGAGUUUGGUUGGACC